Molecule: messenger RNA, 1687 nt
Organism: Salvia miltiorrhiza (redroot sage)
Lineage: Eukaryota; Viridiplantae; Streptophyta; Magnoliopsida; Lamiales; Lamiaceae
Exons: 2
Coding region: 310-1467 (385 amino acids)
Source: RefSeq, a predicted model, not a curated record
CCGCAUAAAGUCUAUUCCCUAAUGUUCUAACCCUUUUCCCCCCUUCUCAAAUCGAUAAAGCUUCCCCACCCAAAGAUAGUUCGUUGCCGACGGGAGGAUAUCGGCGAGCCACAGCUAAUCGGCGACGCGAGUACCUUUUUGUUGACGCGAGUACCUUUCUGUUUCAGCUGUGUGUCAUUUAAUUUGAUGGUGGGUUUGUUUCAAGAUUAAGAGUUCACCUAUUUUUGUGUCGAAUUUUUACGAUCGUUUGAAGGUCGUGGAUUUUUAGGAUUUCAUGUCACAAAUUCUUAUUCAAUCUUGUUUUGCAGUAUGGAGGGCCUUUUUCUGAAACGCUAUCACACCGCUAGUUGUAAUAGGAAUUACUUAUCGUUACUUUCUGGGGAAGACUGGUCUGUGUGUGAAAAUCAUGAAACUAUCAUGCUUCCUUUCGCUAGAAAUUCUAAUAUUGAUGGUAGUAGUUGUGGUGGGUUGAUGUAUUUUGACAACUUUGGGGGUAGGAUUAUAAUUUGCAAUCCAGCGACCAAAACUUUCGAACCCCUUGAUCCGCCCAAGUUCCCACACCCUCCUAUUAUGAUAAUUUUCUGUGGUAGUGGAUUUGGAUACGACCCUAUAUUGGAUGAUUAUAAGGUUGUAAGACAUUACUAUCAUAGUUACUUCGGGUGUAUAAAGAACCCAGGUCGUGAUUCGAAGCAUGUAGUUGAGGUAUUUUCGCUGAAAAAUCAUUUUUGGAAGGAGAUUGAGGGCCCCGUUGUGGAUGAUGAUCUCAUUCCUACAGAUUGUAUGACUGGCAUUCAUGUUGAUGGGGUUUGUUAUUGGACAUCAUGUAUAUGUGUUAUAUCAUUCGAUUUUACGGAUGAAUGUUUCUCCUCCUUUGAUUUACCAAUGAAGAAUCAGGACGAGGAUUUCUUGCAUUAUCUUAUCAAAGUUACUGACAUGCUGGGUGUUUUUCGCUAUGAGAGACCUCCACCACUUGGUCCCGAGUAUGUUGGAUUUUCUACCACUUUUGAGCUUCUGGUAAGGAAAGAAAGCUCAUGGGUUCCUUGGUGUAAUAUUGAUCUUUAUAAUGUUGUGAGGAGGCCGCUACUACUGUUCAAUGAAGGUCAAAUUUUGUUUCUUGAAAAACAAGUUAGUGAGCAUCUCUACCAACUAGUAGUUUAUGAUUUCAAAACAGAGAAGUUGGAGGAACUAGAUAUAUAUGAUUAUCCUGAACAGAUGACGAUCAUGCCUUAUGUUGAGACCAGAUUUUCGCUACGAUAUCCAAAACCAAUGGAUGGAUCAUAUAGUAAGGAUGAGGAGAAGGAGGAGAACAAUGACAGGAUAUUGGAGUGGAGGAGGAAGAGGUGGAUGAGGAUCAGGAAGAUAAAGAGGAGGACAAAGAUCAUGAUGAUGAUUCGCCCCAAGUGGUGGAUAAUGUUGAAGACCUAUGUGAAGAGGGCGAUCAGGGCUGAUUCAAUGUACAAUGAUUAAAGUUAUGUUAGAAUGAUUAGUAGUGUUAGAAUUGGCUCAAUAAUAGGCAUAAGUGUUUAGCGAGAUGAGAGCUUUUGCUUAGAAUGCAAUUUUAGUGUUUUGCUACUGUGGGCUUUUGCAAUUGAGCUUUUUCAUGCAAAAAUUUUUAGUGUUUUGCUACUGUGGGCUUUUGCAAUUGAGCUUUUUCAUGCAAAAAUUAGUGAAAAUGGAAGUUUCUUGA